GCGCAGCCAGCUUGCAGGGGAGUUGUGCGCGGUGGCUACAGCCUGUUGAUCCCAUUUCCUCCUGCUCUAGUCCGGGCUAGGGAGUGGCUCUGCCAGGACUUCCAAGGCUUUUUGUCUCGGGUACUGGUGUUCGCAUGGCUCGAGUGUAUUGUUUUCUUCCAGGCAAUCUCGGUUAGCGCUUCAGCUUAGACACUUCUUGUGCGUUCUGUCGUCUUGGGCUGCGUGUAGUCUCUUGUUUCUGCGCUUUCUCCACGCCCUUCCCAGUUUCCUGUUAGCCGAAGGGGAUCGCUCUUUCUGAACGAAAAGUUCUCAGAGCGGAGCUGAACCUCCCGGAAAAUGCUCUUCUCUUCCGUGUGCGCCGGAUGGGGGUGGGGGUGGGCCAGAAACUGAACGCCGCAGUCAGGAGAGCUGAGAGGACCCGACGGCCCUGGCGGAGGCGGGAGAGGAGUCGGAGAGGAUGGCAGGGGCCGGAGGCCAGCACCACCCUCCGGGCGCCGCUGGAGGAGCGGCCGCCGGAGCCGGCGCCGCGGUCACCUCCGCCGCUGCCUCGGCGGGGCCGGGAGAGGAUUCGUCUGACAGCGAAGCGGAGCAAGAGGGACCCCAGAAACUGAUCCGCAAAGUGUCCACCUCGGGGCAGAUCCGGACCAAGACCAGUAUUAAAGAGGGACAGCUAUUGAAGCAAACCAGUUCUUUCCAAAGGUGGAAAAAGCGAUACUUCAAACUUCGAGGCCGUACCCUUUACUAUGCAAAGGACUCAAAGUCUCUGAUAUUUGAUGAAGUUGACCUCUCAGAUGCUAGUGUAGCUGAAGCAAGCACGAAAAAUGCUAACAACAGCUUCACGAUCAUCACUCCAUUCAGAAGGCUAAUGCUGUGUGCUGAGAACAGAAAGGAGAUGGAGGAUUGGAUCAGCUCACUGAAGUCUGUACAGACCAGAGAACCCUACGAGGUGGCCCAGUUUAAUGUGGAACAUUUCUCAGGGAUGCACAACUGGUACGCCUGCUCCCACGCCCGACCUACCUUCUGUAACGUGUGCAGAGAGAGUCUUUCUGGAGUCACCUCCCAUGGCCUGUCCUGCGAAGUGUGUAAAUUCAAGGCUCACAAAAGAUGUGCAGUGAGAGCAACAAAUAACUGUAAAUGGACUACCCUGGCCUCCAUCGGGAAGGACAUUAUAGAAGAUGAAGAUGGCGUCGCGAUGCCUCACCAGUGGCUUGAGGGCAACCUGCCUGUAAGUGCCAAGUGUGCUGUCUGCGACAAAACAUGUGGCAGUGUUCUCCGUCUACAGGAUUGGAAAUGCCUUUGGUGUAAGACAAUGGUACACACUGCCUGCAAAGAUUUAUACCAUCCAAUAUGUCCACUUGGUCAAUGUAAAGUAUCUAUCAUACCUCCAAUUGCACUAAACAGCACCGAUUCCGAUGGUUUCUGUAGAGCAACAUUUUCGUUCUGUGUUAGUCCUCUAUUGGUUUUUGUCAAUUCUAAGAGUGGAGAUAAUCAGGGAGUAAAGUUCCUUCGUCGCUUUAAACAGUUGCUAAAUCCGGCUCAGGUGUUUGAUUUAAUGAAUGGAGGUCCUCAUUUAGGUUUAAGAUUAUUUCAGAAGUUUGACAAUUUCCGGAUUCUUGUUUGUGGAGGUGAUGGAAGUGUAGGUUGGGUUUUGUCAGAAAUCGAUAAGCUCAACUUGAAUAAACAGUGUCAGCUGGGAGUGUUGCCUUUGGGUACAGGAAAUGACCUUGCCCGAGUUCUUGGCUGGGGAGGUUCAUAUGACGAUGACACCCAACUUCCUCAGAUCCUAGAGAAACUGGAACGAGCCAGUACCAAAAUGUUGGACAGGUGGAGUAUAAUGACAUAUGAACUCAAAUUGCCACCAAAAGCUUCCCUACUUCCAGGACCUCCAGAAGCAUCUGAAGAAUUUUAUAUGACGAUUUAUGAAGACUCAGUUGCAACGCAUCUUACAAAAAUCCUCAGUUCUGAUGAACAUGCAGUGGUCAUAUCUUCUGCCAAGACGCUAUGUGAAACUGUAAAGGACUUCGUUGCCAAAGUAGAAAAGACGUAUGACAAAACCUUGGAAAAUGCCGUUGUAGCUGAUGCCGUGGCCAGUAAAUGUUCAGUCCUAAACGAGAAGCUCGAACAACUGCUGCAGGCUUUGCACACAGAUUCCCAGGCUGCGCCUGUUCUCCCUGGCCUCAGCCCUCUCAUUGUGGAAGAGGAUGCUGUGGAAUCGUCCAGUGAAGAGUCCCUGGGUGAAAGCAAAGAGCAGCUUGUGGAUGACGUUACAAAACCUUCCUCCCAGAAAGCCGUCAAACCAAGGGAAAUCAUGUUGCGGGCAAAUAGUUUAAAGAAAGCAGUGAGGCAAGUCAUUGAGGAAGCCGGAAAAGUUAUGGAUGACCCGACAGUUCACCCCUGUGAACCAGCUAAUCAGUCCUCUGAUUAUGACAGCACAGAAACAGAUGAAUCUAAGGAGGAAGCUAAAGAUGAUGGUGCCAAAGAAUCAAUAACUGUUAAAACUGCACCUCGGUCUCCAGAUGCCCGGGCAAGUUAUGGCCAUUCCCAAACUGAUUCUGUCCCUGGUCCAGCUGUGGCAGCCAGCAAAGAAAACCUCCCUGUGCUCAAUACCAGAAUAAUCUGCCCAGGUUUAAGAGCAGGACUGGCUGCCUCAAUUGCUGGGAGUUCGAUUAUCAACAAAAUGUUACUGGCAAACAUUGAUCCUUUUGGUGCCACGCCGUUUAUUGACCCGGAUCCAGAUUCCGUAGAUGGAUAUUCAGAAAAAUGUGUCAUGAACAAUUACUUUGGGAUUGGAUUAGAUGCAAAAAUUUCAUUAGAAUUUAAUAAUAAAAGAGAGGAGCACCCUGAAAAAUGCAGGAGCCGAACUAAAAACUUGAUGUGGUAUGGAGUCCUUGGAACCCGGGAGUUAUUACAGAGAUCAUACAAGAAUUUAGAACAAAGGGUUCAACUUGAGUGCGAUGGGCAGUAUAUUCCUCUUCCCAGCUUGCAAGGCAUAGCCGUGUUGAACAUUCCCAGCUAUGCUGGAGGCACUAACUUUUGGGGUGGAACUAAAGAGGAUGAUAUAUUUGCUGCACCAUCCUUUGAUGACAAGAUCCUGGAAGUUGUAGCAAUAUUUGAUAGCAUGCAAAUGGCAGUUUCAAGGGUCAUUAAACUGCAGCAUCAUCGAAUAGCCCAGUGCCGUACAGUGAAGAUCACUAUAUUUGGUGACGAAGGAGUCCCAGUGCAAGUGGAUGGUGAAGCGUGGGUUCAGCCUCCAGGGAUUAUCAAAAUUGUGCACAAAAACAGAGCACAAAUGCUAACAAGGGACAGAGCCUUUGAGAGCACUCUGAAAUCUUGGGAAGAUAAGCAGAAGUGUGAUUCUGGUAAACCAGUUCUCCGAACCCAUUUGUACAUCCAUCACGCCAUUGACUUGGCAACAGAAGAGGUGUCGCAGAUGCAGCUAUGCUCCCAGGCUGCAGAGGAGCUCAUUACUAGGAUAUGUGACGCAGCCACAAUUCACUGUCUUUUGGAGCAAGAACUGGCCCAUGCUGUGAAUGCCUGCUCCCAUGCCCUGAAUAAAGCCAACCCAAGGUGCCCGGAGAGUCUUACAAGAGACACUGCCACUGAAAUAGCCAUCAAUGUGAAGGCGCUGUAUAAUGAAACAGAAUCUUUGCUAGUUGGCAGGGUUCCUUUGCAGCUGGAAUCGCCACAUGAAGAGCGGGUAUCCAAUGCCUUACACUCUGUGGAGGUGGAAUUACAGAAACUGACAGAGAUUCCUUGGCUUUAUUAUAUCUUACACCCAAAUGAGGAUGAGGAACCUCCUAUGGAUUGCACCAAAAGAAACAACAGAAGCACCGUAUUUCGAAUAGUGCCAAAGUUUAAAAAGGAAAAGGUUCAGAAGCAGAAGACAAGUUCACAGCCUGUUCAGAAAUGGGGCACAGAGGAAGUUGCUGCUUGGCUGGAUCUGCUCAAUUUGGGAGAGUACAAAGAUAUCUUCAUCCGUCAUGACAUCAGAGGGGCUGAACUUUUGCAUCUGGAAAGGCGAGAUCUUAAGGAUCUGGGGAUACCGAAAGUGGGCCAUGUGAAGCGAAUUCUCCAGGGAAUUAAAGAGCUUGGAAGGAGCACUCCACAGUCGGAGGUGUAAUCAUAUUGGUGCUAUUCCUUGGAAGAGAAGUUAUUGCCACUUAAUACAAAGUCCUUGGAAGCAA
Messenger RNA from Pan troglodytes (chimpanzee), 4184 nucleotides. RefSeq names its product diacylglycerol kinase eta (gene DGKH). Gene Ontology annotation, molecular function: ATP-dependent diacylglycerol kinase activity; protein binding. The coding region runs from base 458 to 4120 and encodes 1220 amino acids. Gene Ontology annotation, biological process: phospholipase C-activating G protein-coupled receptor signaling pathway. Gene Ontology annotation, cellular component: plasma membrane. NCBI's taxonomy places the organism in Eukaryota, Metazoa, Chordata, Mammalia, Primates, Hominidae. The transcript has 31 exons. The record is from RefSeq and is a predicted model, not a curated record.